Molecule: messenger RNA, 1207 nt
Organism: Ruditapes philippinarum (Manila clam)
Lineage: Eukaryota; Metazoa; Mollusca; Bivalvia; Venerida; Veneridae
Exons: 4
Coding region: 519-1094 (191 amino acids)
Source: RefSeq, a predicted model, not a curated record
UUCAUUUACUGCUGUGUAUUAUAACAAUACACAAGUUGUUUAAAAGGAAGUUUAAUUCUAUACAAUCAUGGGACAAUGGUUAAUUGCUUUGUGUAGUUUUAUUUCUGGGUAUAAAAUACAAAGUGAUGUACACGUGUUAAAUCAUUUAUUAUAUACGUAUAUACGUAAGCUGAGUAUACAGUGAUAUAAAUGGAAGUUAUAUAACGAAGAAUACCGAUAUGCUGUCAAAUAAAUAUAAACUGGCUUUAUUUGAAUGGAACCAAUCAUAAAGUUUAAAAAUAAAAAUACAUUUUUUCGGACAUAUAGGAGUAGUAUGAGGUUACAAUAUACAUCUACUGAUCGUUGUUAUUAAAACAAGCUUGAAAUGGUAUACACAUAAACACUCAAAUACGACAACUAAAAACUUACAAAAAAGUCGAAAGCGAAAGAGGAAGUGACACGAAAUAACGUUAAUCCGUAUCAUCAUCAUCAGUUAUUUUAUAUUUCUUCCUGAACAAUCACUGAUCUACGAUUUAGAAAUGGCGGCCGUCAUGGGACGGACAGAGGUGGGGAUAAAGAGAAUAGGCGGAAGUGUUGUAAUAGCCAACAAUCCUCGAGCCAAACUUAUGUACUAUUUAGACUGCAUUUGUUCGGUGUUAGACCUAAGUGAUACUGACAAUCUGGCACGGUUACGAAACUAUAAACAGUAUUUUUCUCUAAGUGAAGCGGAAACAGACACUCUUGUUACAUUUUGUGUACUUCUGUCACCAGAUGAACUUUGUGGAAAAGUAAUUUUUCAGGAUAUUGAAAUGUGUGGGAACAGCAGCAAUCGAUUCUACGAAAUAAGCAUGGUACACAAGAACCUCCUUGUCGCAGACUCUGUUAUCAUCGGUGGCCGAAGUCGAGCCGUUUCCAAGAUAAUGGCGUUUAAACCUGAUUGGCUUGUAAAAUAUUGGAGAGACCCUAUGGUUUACUUUGCACCUAGACUUGCAAGAAUCACGGGAUUGAGGUCAGGUAGAAGACAACGAGUUGGCGAGUACACCCCAUUGAUAACACCAGGAUACGGUGUCAGUAACAGGAGCAGUAACAGUGGUUGUUGUUGUAUAAUUUUGUAACAGGAGUAUAUUAGGAGCAUACAAUAACAUUCUGAAAAAUAACUAUUUAUAGUACUCUUUUGUUUGCUGCCAAUAAAAAAAGAUUUGUUGGUUAAAAUUUGUAAUUAAUGAUA